This is a messenger RNA of Oncorhynchus tshawytscha (Chinook salmon), 2644 nucleotides long. RefSeq names its product radial spoke head protein 6 homolog A-like. The transcript is spliced from 7 exons. NCBI's taxonomy places the organism in Eukaryota, Metazoa, Chordata, Actinopteri, Salmoniformes, Salmonidae. The record is from RefSeq and is a predicted model, not a curated record. Gene Ontology annotation, cellular component: radial spoke; axoneme. Bases 333 to 1913 code for a protein of 526 amino acids. Gene Ontology annotation, biological process: cilium assembly; axoneme assembly; cilium movement involved in cell motility.
AGGUUUGCAGGUCAGCAGUGCCAGGGGUGAAGGAUGUGCUGCCGCUUGAUGGACGUUCUAUGCAUAGCAAAGUACCACGAGCACAGCAACAGUAUUGUUUACCCUAGCAACGGGCUGCUCGCUGUGUUUUUUUUUACUGGUGAAGAACAAGAACUCGGAUAGCUAGCAUCCCCCCGAUGGCUAUCUUUUGAGAUUUUGGAAGUUUAAACGUUUGGGAAAAGUGUUGAUAAACAUCCUUAACUUAACCACGACAGUGGUGCGUAUUGGGUCUUAAGCAAUCUGUUUUCACCACAGGACCGUUUUUCUGUUGAGUUGUUAGGAACGCAAGAAAAAUGGCAGAGGGAGCACUGAACAACCAAAGGGAGCACACAGCGAUCUGCUUCAAGGCCUUUAUGCUCAAGAAUAGUACAAAAAGCAACCUCAACCUCUAUGACCAUCUUUCACGAUUACUGACCAAGGUGAUGGAUGAGCGUCCAGAAAAUGUGGUUGACAUAAUUGAAGACAUGAGCCGUGAGGUGAAGCAGGAAUUUCUGCAGGACAAGCAGAGCACCUUGAGAGACAUGCCACUGGCAACGGCUGCACAGCUCCUGGCUGAGCAGCAGAGGUUACUGUUUUCACGGAGAGGGGGUGAUGAUGGAGAACAAGAGGAGGAACUGGUAGAAACACCACUUCCCAAUGUGAGUGAGCUUGGCUUCUUCCUCGAGCAGGCUGGAGUGGGACUGGGUAGAGAGGAGAUGCUGAUGGUCUUCCUGGCACUCAAGCAGCUGGUGGAUUCCCAACCGCUAGUGCGCUGCCGACUUUGGGGCAAAAUCCUAGGAACAGGGGGCAACUAUCUUGUUGCUGAGUGCGAGUACAGAGAGGGGGAGGAGGAGGAAGAGGGUAAUGAGGAAACAGUGGAAGAUGAGGAAAGAGAUGGAGAACCUCGGGAUGAUGAUGAGGAAGCUGAUGUGGUGGAAGUGAUUGAUACGCUCCCAAGAUCCACCUUCAAGCCCCCGCCUGUGGUGCCAAAGGAGGACAAUCGCACAGGUGUGAACAAGUUUACUUACUUUGUGUGCAGAGAGCCUGGCCUUCCCUGGGUGAAGCUGCCCACUGUCACUCCCACCCAGAUCACAGCUGCACGCCACAUCCGCAAAUUUUUCACAGGGAGACUGGAUGCCCCCAUCAUCAGCUAUCCUCCUUUUCCUGGCAAUGAGGCCAACUAUUUGCGAGCCCAAAUUGCUCGCAUCUCUGCCGGCACACAGGUCAGUCCCCUCGGGUUCUAUCAGUUUGCAGAGGAGGAAGGUGAGGAGGAAGAGGAGGGAGCCCGAGACAGCUUUGAAGAGAAUUCUGACUUUGAGGGAAUUCCUGUUCCUGAAAUGGCAGAAUCUCUAUCCACCUGGGUGCAUCAUGUCCAGCACAUCCUUCAACAGGGUCGCUGUGUGUGGGUGAACCUGGCUGACAAGCCUGAGGAUGACUUUGAGGAGGAAGGAGAUGAAGAGGAGAAGGAGGAGGAGCCUGAUGAGCCUGAUCCAGAGGUGGGGCCUCCCCUCCUCACUCCACUCUCUGAGGAUGCAGAGACUACCAACACCCCUCCCUGGAGCUCCAAGAUGUCCUCCACCCUCAUCUCUCAGUUUGCUCUUGCAGUGCUGCGCUCAAACCUCUGGCCGGGGGCUUAUACUUAUGCCAGUGGAAAGAAGUUUGAGAACAUCUACAUUGGUUGGGGCCUGAAAUUUGUAGGGGAAGGGUACAUCCCAACUAUUCCAACAAUUCCCCAGAGAGAAUACCAAAGUGGGCCAGAGAUCACAGAGUCCCUGGACCCCAGUCUGGAGGAAGAGCAAGCCCUGAAAGCAACCCUGGAGGAGCAGAGGGCUGCCCAAGAAGAGACAGAGGCCUUGGGUGAAGAUGAAGAGGAGGAGGAAGAAGAGGAUGAUUAAAGAUGACUUUGUUGUUAACAAACACUACAUUACAAAAUAGGCAACAUUUACUAUUGACUAAAGCCCGAGGGCUCUGUUCAAUCCGCGUCGCAAAGUUCAGCUUUACAGCGUGAUUGAAAUUUAAAGGCAAAGUUCCGGCUUUAGCUGAGACUGCAUUCAUGGUAAACGCCGCGUAUGUCGGCUCAAAAUGACCUUUACAUUUCUACUGCGGAAUCUGUAACGCUUCAGCGAUAGAUUAAAUAGAGCCCCUAAUUUAUUAAGAACAAAUAAAACAAUUCGUACAGCAACGUCCACUGAGAGAACAAUGCUUGUACAUGUUUUUUUUAUUAGUCCUUUUUUAAAGAAAAUACAGACAAACAGGUAGAGAGCAAAACACACACUGAUCCCCUACCAAAUCCAACCCACCCUCACCCACCACGAUCCAACAGUGUCCCACCCCAAUACCAGGUUUUAAUGAAACAAUGUUUGUGCAUUUAUUUGUCAUACUUUUUUAGGCAUCAGACCGUAGUCAGAUGUGUUGGCAAGGCAGACUUCACUGUUUAUUACUUUCCACAUGAAGCAGGCAAGUAACUGAAUACCUCAGUAAUUGCUCCUGUCCUUAAUUGGCCAUGUCAGAACAUGUGGGGUGAGCCUUCAAUAAGUAUAUGCAGUACCAGUCAAAAGUUUGCACACACCUACUCAUUCCAGGGUUUUUCUUUAUUUUUGCUAUUUUCUACAUUGUAGAAUAAUAG